Molecule: messenger RNA, 1548 nt
Organism: Hemiscyllium ocellatum (epaulette shark)
Lineage: Eukaryota; Metazoa; Chordata; Chondrichthyes; Orectolobiformes; Hemiscylliidae
Product: nuclear factor of activated T-cells, cytoplasmic 4-like
Exons: 4
Biological process (GO): cytokine production; calcineurin-NFAT signaling cascade; regulation of transcription by RNA polymerase II
Cellular component (GO): transcription regulator complex
Molecular function (GO): transcription factor binding; RNA polymerase II cis-regulatory region sequence-specific DNA binding; DNA-binding transcription factor activity, RNA polymerase II-specific
Source: RefSeq, a predicted model, not a curated record
AGUGAAAAGUUUUUCCUUUUUGUAGUUCCCGAGGAGUUUUGAGGGAGAGCGAGCGAGGAGGGAGAGGGUUUAUUCCUUACCCCCUCCCCCGCUCCCCCCCCCCUCAGUAACCCCGCAACUUACCACUGCCCGCCUUUCACCCCCUCAACGCGCGGGGCGGCGCGCGCCGGGCGCGAGGGGGCGAUGACGGCGAGCGCGCGCGAUGACGAGGACGAGCUGGACUUCAGGCUCACCUUCGGCGAGGAGCCGGAGCAUGCGCCGUCGCUGUUGCCGCCACCGCCGCCAAGGCCACGCCCCCCGGCCGUGGUCCCAGAUUUGGAGUCGGAUGAGACCACGGCCUACUCCACGGGGCCUUGCCUGACUGUGAACGCCCCCAUCGGUAUCCCCCGGCGACGCGGCCGCAUGCAGGGCCGGGCCGGGAUGCACUCCCCUCCCCCUCGGCCCAUUGCCAACGGCGACACCUACGAGAGCCAGCCGGCCCGGCUGAUCCACCUGGGGGGCAGCAAGGUGCUGGCGUGCCCUAGCAUCCAGAUCACCUCCAUCUCGCCCGGGGUCCCGGGCGGGGGCCGAGGGUGGGCGGAGGAGGAGGAGGAGGAGGAGGCCUGGGGCCUAGGUGAGCGCCCUUACCAGCCCCUGGACCCCUUCGGUUACCGGGGCGGUUCGCUGAGCGCCAGCCCGGGCAGCAGCAGCCUCUCCUCGCCCUCGGGCGCCUGGCCCUCCGGGACGGGCUCCCCCUUCUCCUCGCCGUCCUCGCCCCCCUGCUGGGCGCCGCUGCCCCCGCCGCCCCCCUUCGACGAGGUGGAGCCCGAGCUGAGGGAGGCGGCCUACCGCAUCGCCUUGGCGCCCCCGGGCCGGGCCUGGUGGGCGGGCGACGAGGCCUCGUCCUCCUCGCCCUCCCCGGGCGCCGAGGAUCCCCUCCGGCUCUCGCCGCGAGGCCCCGGCUCCGGGCCCCCGUCGCGGCCCACCUCCCCGGGCGGCAAGAGGCGACACUCGGGCUUCGAGGCCUACUCCUACCCCCAGCACCAGCACCGGCGGGAAGGGAGGGGCGGCGGGCGGCGCCAAUCGCCCUCCCCGGGGGAGGGGGGCGGCGCCGCGGCCGAGGAGCCGCCCCGGCCUCCGGAAGGCUCGCCCCUCCCCCCGCCCCCCCAGCCCUCGGGCCUACCCAGCAAGGCCCGGCGCACCUCCCAGGGCCGGAGGGCAGCCUCGCCUCGGGAGGGCGAGGGGGGAGGGCAGCCCGGCCCGGGGGCGCCCUACCACAGCGGGGAGCCCGGCCCUGCCCAGCCGCCGCCGCCCGCCCUCAAAAUGGACGCCAUGGAGUACCUCACCGUCCCGUCUCCCUUCGUCUGGAACAAGGCCCGCCUGGGAGGGCACAGCCCCGUCUUCCGGUCGACGAUGCUCCCCCCUCUGGACUGGCCCCUCCCCAGCCAAUGGGAGCAGUUGGAGCUGACGAUGGAGAUCCAGCCGCGGACCCAUCACCGGGCCCACUAUGAGACAGAGGGCAGCCGUGGGGCAGUGAAAGGUCCGGGUGGUGGUCACCCUGUGGUCAAG